Messenger RNA from Acanthaster planci (crown-of-thorns starfish), 1796 nucleotides. It is a transcript of the gene trpt1, whose product is annotated as tRNA phosphotransferase 1. NCBI's taxonomy places the organism in Eukaryota, Metazoa, Echinodermata, Asteroidea, Valvatida, Acanthasteridae. Gene Ontology annotation, biological process: tRNA splicing, via endonucleolytic cleavage and ligation. The record is from RefSeq and is a predicted model, not a curated record. Gene Ontology annotation, molecular function: tRNA 2'-phosphotransferase activity.
GACUUCGGGUACCCCACGACUUCCGUGACUGGUUGCAUAACACAUGUACAACUUGUUGCAUAGUGUACGUGUACUUGUGAGGGGACGCGUAUCGCGUAAACAGACAUCACCCAUUCAGUGAAUCAAGAGAUGUCAAGAUCAGAGAGGAGUAGAGAUGUUCAUCUCUCAAAGAAACUGACGUUUGUGCUUCGACACAAAGCAGUGGAACUUGGCUUUGAUAUUGACUCAGGAGGCUUCAUCAAUGUGGAUGAUCUCUUAGCUCAUCCGAUGUUCAGUCAUUUCACUGUGGGUGACAUCAAGAGGGUGGUUACCAGUAAUGACAAGCAGCGCUUCUCCCUCAAAGAGCACCCUGAUUCAAAGAAACUUCAGAUCUGUGCAAAUCAGGGACACUCAUUCCAGUUACCAGACUUGGAAUUGGUGUCCAUCACUGAUCCAACACAGUAUCCAACAGUCAUUCAUGGUACUUAUCUCAAGAACUGGGACUCUAUUAAGCUACAGGGUUUGAGCCGUAUGAAACGGACCCAUGUCCAUUUUGCACAAGGAGAACCAGGAGAGAAUGGAGUGAUAAGUGGAAUGAGGCGUUCCUGUGAUUUGAUGAUUUUCCUGAACCUUGAAAAAGCCUUACAAGGGGGUUUGUCAUUUUUCCUCUCCAAAAAUGGAGUAAUCCUUUGCCCAGGAGACGAAAACGGCUUGAUUCAUCCCAGAUACUUCAAGCAAGUAAUGCAGACUCAUCCACGUGAGUUAUUGUCAUGUACUUGAUUUGACUUGAUAUGGAAGUUUUUCAAGCAACCGUGACAUUGAAAUUAGUAUAUUACUGCAUCAAAUUCAAUAGAUAGAACCAACUGGAAGUGUUCACACAUCACAAGGUUUCUUGUGCAGCCAUAUAAACUGACUAUACAGAUCUUAGUUGUCUGGAUGUUUAACUUAAUUUUACCCUCUGGAGCACAGCCAAACACUGUCAACUCCUCUUUUUAUCCCAACAGAUCUAAAUUUAGUAUAAACUUAGCAUAGUGGGGUAUAAUAGUGAAGCUUGUGUUUACACUAUGUAAUAACCUCCUAGGAACUAAGUGGAACAUGAGGCCGUCUCAGCAUAUUUAAUACUGUGCUGUAGCCAUCAUCAGGAGACUAGAGUUGUCCUCACGGAGAGAGCAGAGCAUUGUUUCAAUGAGUAAAUGCCUUGAAGUGAAAUCUUGUGACAAUCUCUGGUUCCAUGUUGAGACCACGGUAACUCUUAGGUCAUCAUGGAGUGACAUCACAGCAAGUCAAUUAGGCAUGUCAAAAAAAGCAACGUCAUUCAGGAACAAAGUACACAUAUGAGUCAGCAUAGGGCCGCGCUGAUAGAGCAGACCUUGCACAGGCGUCCGAAUAACCUUGGAUGCACUUCAUUUUGGUCAUGCGCUGCUGGAAUACCGAACUGGCUCACUGGUUUUUACACUGCAUCAUCCAAUUAAUACAUUUCAUACUGUCUGUCACAGGUCGUGUCAUGCCUCUCUGAGAUGCUUUGGGCUAGUUCUUGUCAUGGAUUGCUUGACGUCCCAUGCCGUGCAGGGCAACACAAGCAGCAAAGAGGUUGCCAUUCAGACGAAAACCAUUACCAGUGAAGGGAGUACAUAUAAACUAUAAAUGCUCCAGGUCAACUCAACAACAAACUUACUUUCUAUCCAAUCCUGUUCAUAUUGUUCUGGUUUUUGAAGCCAAACAAAUUGCCAUCAUUUUUAAAGUGUGUUUAUUUUAUUCUCGGGUUCAUACAAUUCAACCAUUAUAAUAUUUGGGGCUUUAACAGGCUUUGUCAGUGU